UCUAUGGUGUGGGAAGGGACCGUGUUCGGAGGAUGACUAACAACGACGACGACAGUGCUGCUCGGAGCCUGCUGGCCAGCAGCAGACGGCGGCCGCAGCAUUCUCUAUUCUGCGCAUGCGUGCGUACGUGCGUGCUGGUGCCACUGGGUUACGGCCUCAGCUGUGCACGUACAGCCACCACUCGCGCUCUCUGCCUCUCGUUUUCUCUUUCGUCUCCCUGCUACUGCCUGCAUCGCUGGUGACUUCACAAUGGACGACACGGUAGAUACCAAGAACCCUCACUAUGAUGUCAUUACGAUCGAGGACCCACCCUACAUCAUCAGGACGGCUGACGGAGGUGCCGAAGGUAUGCUUAUUGACCUUCUGACCCUGGUGUCCAAGAUGGCCAGCUUUAACUACGAGCUGAAGAUCCAUAACGGCUCUUACGGUCACCAGAACUCCCAGGACGAGUGGGAAGGACUCAUCGGGCAGCUGGUCAAAAAGUCUGCGGACAUGGCGAUUGGAGCCAUUGCUAUGACACCUAGCCGGGAGAGCGUGGUGAAGUUUUCACAACCUUUUGACAGCUCCAGCAUCAAGCUGCUGUUGCCACGCCCACUGGCAGGACCAGAGCUUGGGGCAUCCCUGCUGCUGCUGCCCUUCAGCGCCUCCUCUUGGGUCCUGCUUGUUCUUGCCCUGUUUCUUGUAAGUAUUGGUUUCUUCUUGAUUGGUCGUUUCUCACCUUACGAAUGGUCCCGAGUGGCCCAGGACAAGGACGUGCGCAGAGCCCGCUACUCAUUUGGUCUAAGAGGCAGCCUCUUGUUCGUCUUGAGUACCUUCAGUCUCCAAGGGUACCGGGAAGCACCCAAGUCGUUGUCGGGGCGCGCGCUGGCGGUUGCUUGGUGGUUUUUUAGUAUUUUCAUCCUCUUCGCCUAUGUCUCCAACCUGACGGCGCUGGUCAGCUCGCGCCCACACCAGCAGGCGUCUCUAGGAUUCCGCAACUUUGACGACAUCCUGCAGGACCGUGAUAUGAACAUUGGUAUUAUCCGUCACAGCGAAACGGACCUGGAACUGCGGAUCAGCACGGAGCACCUCCAGAAACGCCUGCACGAGUACGUGCGGGGUCGCCACAACUGGGUAGGUACCCUGGAGGAGGGCCUGAGCAGGGUGCGCGAGUCGAACGGCAAGUUCGGACUGCUGCUGCCCGCCGUCAAGGCCGACUACCUGGCCUCGCAGAACUGCGACCUUGUGAGCUUUGGCGGCGGCCUUGGCUCUCUGACCUACGGUCUGCCCUUCGCUGACGGCGGCUACGCAGACGGCGUGAGAGACAGGGUUGGGGAAGCCAUCCAGAAGCUGAGAGAAAAUGGUACCAUCGAUAGGCUGGUUCAUAAAUGGAGCAAGAAAGGGGGUCACUGCACAGACUCCGAUGGUAACUUGCUUCCGGUCCGGCGCCGAGAAAGCGGUCCAACGUUUAUUACCAUGAGCCCACGUGACCUAGCCGUGCCUUUCUUGUUUCUCUUCCUGUGUGGCAUCUUCACUGCCGUGAUUGCUGCUCUUGAAAUUCUUCACACCAGGGGGCACUUCAAGCUGCAGAGACCUGACGAGGAAGCGGCGGCGGCGGAGCCUUUGAACAAGCCAGGUAAGGCCGGCCAGCAGGCCACGACAGUACUGGAGGAUGAGGAUGAAGAGGAGGGCACGGAGACCCAGCCUUCCUUGGAAGCCAAGGCUGCUAAGACUGCCGAGGAGAAGGAGGCUGACGGAGAACCAGAGAUGGAGCCCGAGGACAAAGAGAAAGGAAAGGAGAAGGAAGACGCCAAGGAUGGAGCAGACGACUCCGUAGUGCCGACCCAAGACGCCGUUCCGACCAAAGCAGACGACAUUGAAAAAUCUGACUGAGCAACUCGGCACCCAACAUCUGCAUUUGAAUUUCAUCUCUCACCUAUCUCCAUCUUGUUUAAGGGGGCUUUUCUUUCAUUUUUUUUUUUAUCACUUCAUCUUGUUUCAGACUGCCUACACGUUCUGCCUUUUUUCGACUUCGCCAUUUUUUCAUUUAAUUACGGAUUUUAUUUGUUAAAUCCACGCUGUGAGAGAGACCUUUUGGCAGAGGCUUUUGGCAAAGCAACAGUUAUUGUCGAAAAUGUUGCUGAUUAUUGUAAUUACUAUUUUUCUGGCAGACCGCAUGGUCAAAACAUGGCGUGUAUACAUACGCGCCUUGUAUUUUAAACUUGUGUAAGUGUUAUCAAGGACAAUUAACAAUUGCUGGACCCUUUUUCGAGAAACUUGCUUGCCACUACCUUCGUCGACAGAAUCGUUUCUUGUUGUUACUGUGUGACCCAGAAAAGUGUACUUUAAUAUUCGUUGUACCCAACUCCCCCCUUUUCCUACUGCAUGUUUACGGUCCUCAUCGUGUCAGUAUUAGUGGUGUGAGAGGCUGUUUCCUAAUUGUUGUGACUACGAAGCUUUCUUCAUCGAAAAAAGUCUUCUUCAGGAAACCGAUUGAUAUUAGUGAUAUUUCGGUUAAUUACAAUCACUGGCUUAUAACAAUUGUCUUGGCGCAGGCUGUCCAUCAGGUACUACUGUUGUAAGCUUGUACUAGAUACAUGUUGUGGAGUUGAUGGUUCUGUCAAAGAUAGUACUUGGUGUACACUGGUGUUUCUUGUAGGGUUACUGUUGGCGGGAAUUUCGGCAGGAACUAGCAGUUACUUUGUUCUACAAGUAUACAUCCCUUCUUGGAUACCUGUCACUGCAAUUAAACGGGCAUUAUGUCUGUUACUAAGAUUGUUUUGUGAGAAAGACCUUCCGAGUAGGAUCGAUUCUGUCUUGUAUUGUUUAUAUUUCUAUGAUCCUGCAAUUAUUUAUUUUUAAGUUUAGCAUGCAAACAAAUAAAAAGGUGUGUGUGAGUGUGUGUGUGUGUGUGUGCGUUCUUAGUGGUUUAGCGGGGAAUAGAAUCAACCUAUAAUUUAAAGCACAAACCAAAGACACCGUAGAACUCAAACAAAAUGACAGAUUUUCUCUUUCGCUUUGUAAGUGUGGUGGUAGUUACUCCAUUCUCCCCCCAGCAAAAUUUGUGUGAAGGUAAUUUUUGUCUGCAGUAAUUAGUGCCAUAAUGUCUGCGGAAAUUAGUGCCAUACUAGAUAACUAUCUGUGUUUGCCUCGCCGUGUCAGUGGCAUGAAAAAGUUUUUAAAAAUGUAGUUUUUUUCAUGUGCGCCGUUGUAUUUUAGAGAGAUCUUCUUCUGUGUUUUUGAGGCUAUUUCCAUGUAGUAAAUCCGUUACCAAGAAAGUUGUGCUUCAGGGUGCUGAUGUUGGUCUGGAGCAAACCACUGACUACUGAAUCCCGUUCCGCAAGCUCGCCACAGUACGCCAUAAGUAUUUAAUUGAUUAGACCACAGAGACAAAUCAGCUAAUAAUUAUCACUCGGUGUUAUUAGCUCUCUAUAGCUCAGUUUCUCUUCCAACCUUCGAGCUAAUGACACAGUGUUCAGCACCACACCCAGGAUUUGACCGUGGAGUUCAACAAGACACUUUACUGUGGCGACAAAGAGAAGAAGAAGGCGACAAAAUAAAAUGUUUUAUCGUGGCACUAAAUUAAAUGCACCUUGCUGACUGUCAGUUGUAUUAAGAAAACGUCAAAAAUAUUUGAUAUUGUAACUAAACAUAAUGUGUGUGAUACAAACUUGUCCUGGUUCAUGUGCAACUGCAGGCUUAUUGUUUAUUAUUAUUAUUUUAGAUACCUCAUAUUUAGCUCAUUGAUCCGCGAGACAAAUUUUAUACAGACUUACAAAUAUAAAAGCGUAUUUUUGAACAUGCUGUCAGUCUAGCCAUCACCUAUUUCUCAUGAAAUAUAUUUUGAAAUACAUCCUGAUACUUGCCUGCCUGAGGCUGUAUUGCAUGAAAUUUGUAAUCUCGCGUGUACGUAUAUUUUCACCUACGUACAUACCUUUGUAAGCCAUCUUGGAAGUCAAGUAUUUAAUAUUAUGAUGGUAUUUUUUCAUCUCUUUGUAUAGCUCUAUUCUUACCUAUUUUGAGAAUAAUGACACAUCUUUCAUCAGAAGAGACCUUUUAUAUUUUUGUACGAAGUACAUUCCCUGCCAGAACAGCUUUAGAGCUAGUUUAGGAAAAAAAAUGUAGCUAAAGGAUUAGACAGUAGUGGACAAUUGUACCUGAACUUUGUUUGCAUAAACACAUUUUACACGCUGGAUGGUUAUAGGGUAAUGAGGUGGUGACAAUGUAUCCAAAUGUUGAUGCUCAACUAGCAGAAUUGUCAGUGCUGCUUAGGGUGCGCUGAUUUUUUUAAUAUUUUAAUCAUUCACUAACACACGCUCACUCACUCCUUCAUUCACUCGCUCGCUCAAUCAUUCAUAUACACAAAAAAAAAAAAAUGACAUGAAUGCCUAUUUUAUACGAUGCUCAAAACUUGGAUCAGUGUAAUUUUCAAAUCAAUGUAUUUUUAAAAAUGUAUUUCAUGUGGUAAAUGUUGUGUUUUGAUAAAUAAAUCCUGUUUUGAAAAUA
Messenger RNA from Pomacea canaliculata, 4485 nucleotides. RefSeq names its product probable glutamate receptor. NCBI's taxonomy places the organism in Eukaryota, Metazoa, Mollusca, Gastropoda, Architaenioglossa, Ampullariidae. Gene Ontology annotation, molecular function: transmitter-gated monoatomic ion channel activity involved in regulation of postsynaptic membrane potential; glutamate-gated receptor activity. Gene Ontology annotation, cellular component: postsynaptic membrane; plasma membrane. Gene Ontology annotation, biological process: modulation of chemical synaptic transmission; synaptic transmission, glutamatergic; monoatomic ion transport. Bases 250 to 1872 code for a protein of 540 amino acids. The record is from RefSeq and is a predicted model, not a curated record. The transcript is spliced from 10 exons.